Messenger RNA from Penicillium argentinense, 333 nucleotides. Its product is annotated as putative Yippee zinc-binding protein Moh1. The record is from RefSeq and is a predicted model, not a curated record. Gene Ontology annotation, cellular component: ubiquitin ligase complex. The transcript is spliced from 2 exons. The coding region runs from base 1 to 333 and encodes 110 amino acids. NCBI's taxonomy places the organism in Eukaryota, Fungi, Ascomycota, Eurotiomycetes, Eurotiales, Aspergillaceae.
AUGGGGAUUGCCUACAACGUCUACCUGACCUCCAACAAGAUCUUCGGCUGCAAGACAUGCAAAACUCACCUUGCAGACUACGAUGAUAUCAUAAGCCGGCAUUUCCGCGGCCAACACGGCAAGGCAUACCUUUUCAACACCGUCGUCAACGUAACCAACUCCGAACCAGUCGAGCGCAGCAUGACAACCGGUCGACACAUUGUUCGCGAUAUCUCAUGCCGACAAUGCGGGGAUACAGUCGGGUGGAAAUACGACAAGGCUUUUGAGAGCUCCGAGAAGUACAAGGAAGGCAAAUUCAUCCUGGAGGAGGAGCUGCUUUGUGUUGUCGCCUAA